AUGGCAGAGAUGUCGGUGAAGUGCGUCUUGGUCGGGGACUCUGCUGUGGGUAAAAGUGCCUUGUUGGUUCGCUUCACUUCAGAGACUUUCCCAGAGUGCUACAGGCCCACGGUGUUUGAGAACACGGGCGUGGAGGUGCACAUGGACGGGCUGCAGAUCCACCUGGGGCUCUGGGACACCGCGGGGAGCGACCACUUCAGGCACAUCAGGCCCCGGUCGUACGCACAAGCAGACGUCGUCCUGCUCUGCUACUCUGUGGCCAACCCCGGCUCCCUGGCCAGUGUGGAGCGCAGGUGGAUAGCAGAGAUCAGGGAGCACCUGCCCAAAGUGCCCGUGCUGGUGGUGGCCACACAGACCGAUCUGCGGGAGGUGGGCGUACACCGGGGAAACUGCAUCAUGCCCUCGGAGGGUAAACAGGUGGCCCAUGAGAUCCACGCCAAAGGAUACCUGGAGUGCUCGUCUCUGAGUAACCGAGGGGUGCAGCAGGUCUUCGAAUGUGCCGUUCGGACAGCUGUGAACAAGGCCAAGAAGAGAGAGCAUCGCCACAUGUUCGGACUUAACAACUGCAAGAUGUUCUGA
Knipowitschia caucasica is the source of this 579-nucleotide messenger RNA. NCBI's taxonomy places the organism in Eukaryota, Metazoa, Chordata, Actinopteri, Gobiiformes, Gobiidae. The record is from the annotation of a GenBank genome assembly.